This is a messenger RNA of Lecanosticta acicola, 1098 nucleotides long. Lineage: Eukaryota; Fungi; Ascomycota; Dothideomycetes; Mycosphaerellales; Mycosphaerellaceae. The record is from the annotation of a GenBank genome assembly.
AUGGCCCCCAAAACCGUCGACGUCCACACGCACAUGUAUCCCCCAGCUCUCAUUUCCAUCCUGCGAGCUCGCCAAAGCGUCCCGUACAUGCGCACCUUCGCCGACGACCCAACUUCCGGCGAGCGACUGGUGAUCCUCCCCGCAGAAGAAGAGACGGGCGCCAGCACGGCGCGCGGCAGACCCAUCGGACGCGAGUACUACGAUAUAGCCGACAAGAUCCGCUUCAUGGACCUCCACGGGAUCGACAUUUCCGUGCUCUCGCUCGCGAAUCCCUGGCUGGAUUGGGUGCCUGCUGGCGAAGCGGCGGAGAAGGCGAGGCUGGUGAAUGAUGAUAUGGAGAGGAUGUGUGCGGAAUACGAGGGGAGGUUGUUUGCGUUUGGGACGUUGCCGUUGAGUGCGAGGGAGGAGGGAGAGGUUGUGGCGGAGGUGAGGCGGUUGAAGGGGUUGAAGCACUGCAGGGGCAUCGUGAUGGGGACUUCGGGGUUGGGGGCCGGCUUGGAUGAUGCGAGGCUCGAUUCGAUUUGGCAAGUGAUGGAGGAGAAUGAGAUGGUGAUGUUCUUGCAUCCGCACUAUGGACUGCCGAAUGAAGUGUAUGGUCCGCGGGCCGGAGAGUAUGGACAUGUACUGCCUUUGGCCAUGGGGUUUCCGCUCGAGACGACGAUUGCCGUGACGAGAAUGCUCUUGUCCGGAGUGUUUGACCGGUUUCCAAAACUGCAAGUCUUGCUGGCGCAUAGUGGGGGUACACUGCCUUUCCUAGCCGGGAGGAUUGAGAGCUGCAUCGCGCACGACGCCCAUCUUAAGAAAGCUGGCAAGCUUGAGAGUAGAAGGAAUGUCUGGGAUGUCCUGAAGAAGAACAUCUACCUGGAUGCUGUCAUCUACGGUGACGUUGGGUUGAAGGCCGCAAUGGAUGCUUCAGGCUCCGACAGGCUGAUGUUCGGAACUGAUCAUCCCUUCUUUCCACCGCUGGAUGGCGAGGAAAAAUGGCUGAGCGUGACGUCGAAUGCGAGCGCAGUACGGUCUGCGCUGGGUGAGGAUACAAAGACUGCGGAGGGCAUUAUGGGAGGCAAUGCAGUGCGAGUCUUGCGAUUGGACAAUUGA